CUAGUUGCCACUCAAACUCAAAUAGCAGGGACGCAGGAAAGAUGCCCGCAUCGCAAAGUGGAAUUGGCAGCUUUUUCUUGGAGAGGAACAUCAGCAUGCCGACUGGAUAUCAGAUCCUGGGUCUGCAGCAGCAGCAGCAGCAGCAGCAGCAGGCUCAGCACCUGGCCGCCAUGGCAGCUGGGAUUCCUCUAACUUACUCAGGACUACAGGGAUACAACUUCAUCCCCUACGCGCACCACAGGCACAUCACACACAUGAACAACGGGUUCGACUUGAAGGCCGCUUCUCCAUACCACCCCGCUCUCCUGGCUCGUGGGGGGGCUUUCUACACUCCGUACCGCCCCGGAGCAGCCGAUGAUCCCGGUAGAGUCGCCAAAGUGGCCACAAGAGAGAGCACCGGGGCGCUGAAGGCCUGGCUGAACGAGCACUUGAAAAACCCGUACCCCACUAAAGGCGAGAAGAUCAUGCUAGCCAUCAUCACCAAGAUGAGCCUCACGCAGGUCUCCACCUGGUUCGCGAACGCACGGCGACGCCUGAAGAAGGAGAACCGGGUGAGCUGGGCGUGUAAUAAGGGGAAAUCAGACGAGGAGGAGGAGGAGGAUGAUGAGCUGGAGGGAGAGAGCGACGAUGCGGAUAGUUCAAUGCAGAACCUGGAGGAGGAAGAGGCUCAGAUCGACCCUGCAGACACCGAGGAGAAGCAGUUGGAGAGCCCGGCCUCUGUGGACGCGCGUCUGGAGCCAAGCAGCGAGCAGGAAGACAGGAGAGAACUUGCACUUGUCAAGAAAGUUGAGAAAAGCGACUCUGAUCACACGAUAUCCGCUUUGGAGAGUAAAGAAAUCAGCCAGAAACCCAAAAUCUGGUCUUUAGCUGAGACCGCCACCUCGGAGACUGUGAAGAAACCCCUGGACAGUUUUUACAACCCGGCAGGAAAACUGUGGGCAGAGUGGGCUUCAAGAAACGGGCUGUUUGUUCCGUCAUGCUACAACACUCAUGAAGUUGUCUAAGAAAGUAUUUAGACACACAUUAAGAGACUUUUUUCCACCUCCUAUUGCACUUUAAACUUUCAAACCUCAGGGAUUUGGUCGCUUAUUCCUGAAGUUUGCAGUGAAAUAAAUCUGCUCUGAGACCAAAGAUUACACAUGUCAUUGUAAAUAAAUGUAGAUGUAUUUUUCCACAACAAACAUGUAAAUUAAAUGUCCUUUGUCUAUUCAUGAAGAAAUAUUUUUGCUUAAAUAAAAUUCAGCUUCUAGUGAAAUUC
Messenger RNA from Gymnodraco acuticeps, 1258 nucleotides. RefSeq names its product iroquois homeobox 7 (gene irx7). The transcript has 2 exons. Lineage: Eukaryota; Metazoa; Chordata; Actinopteri; Perciformes; Bathydraconidae. Gene Ontology annotation, molecular function: RNA polymerase II cis-regulatory region sequence-specific DNA binding; DNA-binding transcription factor activity, RNA polymerase II-specific. The record is from RefSeq and is a predicted model, not a curated record. Bases 42 to 1004 code for a protein of 320 amino acids. Gene Ontology annotation, biological process: neuron differentiation; regulation of transcription by RNA polymerase II; cell development. Gene Ontology annotation, cellular component: nucleus.